AUGAACGGAAGCGCCCUGUCAUUGUCACCAGUUGGCGGAGGAAUGGUGGGAGAACCUGCCUCUCUUCCCUCCUUGGGUUGGCGGGAAUUCUGCGAAGUCCAUGCUCGCGCUGCUGCAGUUGAUUUUGCCCGUCGUUUCCGGACCUUCCUUGGCGAGAACCCCCAGUUUGCCACCCCAGGAGCUGAAGCUGCUUUCUCACACCGCUUUGCAGAGCACUUCCUAGAACAUUUCGAGGCUGAGGUGAGCCGGGCUUACACCAGUGACUCGCCACCCCGCUGUGACAUUGCCCCUUUCACCGGUUGUUCUUCUGCACGGGACCUCUCUGAGACCUGCAGUGACUCCUCGGUGGCUUCCCCUGUUGAGCCUCCAUUGGGCCCACCCUCUGGCCUCUCUAGCAGCCAGUCCCGCAGCUCUGAAGAUGUUUCUACUGUGGCAGCUGUUACCGCUACGAAGCCAAAGCUGAAGAAGCGCUUUUCUUUGCGCAGUGUUAGCCGCAGUGUCCGAGGUAGUGUGCGUGGCAUUCUGCAGUGGAAGACGUCAGCUGAAUCAUCCUCUGGUGGUGGAGAUGGGACACCCACUGGAGCCAACACUAAUUCCAAUUCAUCGGGGGGCGGUGACUCAGAGCGUUGGACUCACCGAUUUGAACGUCUUCGCCUCAACAGAGCCUCCCCAGCCACUGUGCGAGUCGAACUGGCUAGUGUGCGCCGUGAAGGCCUACUGAACUACAUUGUGGCUGAUGAUGGGUCAGGCGGGGGCAGUAGGACACGCUGGCAGAAAUGCCGUCUUCUCCUGCGCAAAGCAGGGAAGGGAGAAGGGGAGGGUUACCUGUUGGAGUUCUACAUCCCACCAAAGGCAACAAAGCCCCGGGUCAGCAUUGCUUGUUCCUGUGUAAUGGAUGUGCGGACAACAACUCCACUGGAGAUGCCAGACAAAGAGAACACUUUUGUGCUGAAGCUCUCAAGUUCCUUGGAAUACAUCCUUGAGACUGUUGACUCACUGCAGAUGCGGUCAUGGUUGGCUGACAUUCAGGAAUGCAUGGGCCUGGGAGAAAGCACUGAUAGCCUGGAGCAGCCAUGCAUGAACCACUCAGAUAGCAUGCCCAGCCGGGAACUUCCCAUGGUGCCGAGUGAGAGCAACGAACAGCUCAGCCAAGGUGCCUACGGUGGAUUGAUGGAACGUCCCUCAGCCUCCAUGUCUCCCAGCUCAGUCUCUAUUGCUGCCUCACACUUUGAUUCAAUGGAGCUGCCGCCUCCUCAACUGCUGCCUCGGGUGCCAGUCAAUGAAGGGCAAUUUUCCACUGGCUUCCUCCAUACAACUUUCCCAGAAACCCCUGAAACCACAGGUUCCUUCCUCUUCCAAGGGGAACCCGACCCGGGUGGGGGUAGUCUGGGUGACACUGAGCACCCACUCUCUGAAUACCCAUGGUUCCAUGGCACCCUGUCCCGUCUCAAAGCCGCCCAGUUGGUGUUGGCAGGAGGAGCAAGCAGCCAUGGCGUCUUCUUAGUGCGUCAAAGUGAGACACGGCGGGGUGAAUAUGUCCUGACCUUUAACUUCCAGGGGAAAGCCAAGCACCUGCGCCUCUCCUUGAACGAAGAAGGGCAGUGCCGUGUUCAGCAUCUCUGGUUCCAGACUAUUUUUGACAUGCUGGAGCACUUCCGGGUCCACCCCAUCCCCCUCGAAUCAGGGGGCUCCAGUGACGUGACACUUGUCAGCUAUGUGGUUGCUUCGCAAAGUCUGCAUGAGCCGAGCAUCUCUCGUAACCUGCCACUGCCGCCUCCUCUCCCUCCAGCCCGGCCACCUCAUGCUCCUCUGGACCAUGGACUGCUGGAGUCUAAAGGGCAGAGUGAGGAGGAGGCCCAGAUGGAGCCAGAGGUGGAUGAGGGAGCAUCGGUGAGAGUCGGGGGAUCCCUUCCUCUGCCAGAGGAGUCAGAAGGGCGAGCCAGGGCUGUGAACAACCAGUACUCAUUUGUUUGAACCCAGUGGCGAUAACGAAAAAAAAUAAGGGAACAAGCCC
Protobothrops mucrosquamatus (brown spotted pit viper) is the source of this 2014-nucleotide messenger RNA. Its product is annotated as SH2B adapter protein 1-like. The record is from RefSeq and is a predicted model, not a curated record. Gene Ontology annotation, biological process: intracellular signal transduction. Gene Ontology annotation, molecular function: transmembrane receptor protein tyrosine kinase adaptor activity. The transcript is spliced from 8 exons. NCBI's taxonomy places the organism in Eukaryota, Metazoa, Chordata, Lepidosauria, Squamata, Viperidae. Gene Ontology annotation, cellular component: plasma membrane. The coding region runs from base 1 to 1974 and encodes 657 amino acids.